Syngnathus acus (greater pipefish) is the source of this 1873-nucleotide messenger RNA. RefSeq names its product neuronal vesicle trafficking associated 2 (gene nsg2). Gene Ontology annotation, biological process: G protein-coupled dopamine receptor signaling pathway; endosomal transport; clathrin coat assembly. Gene Ontology annotation, cellular component: membrane; endosome. Bases 262 to 816 code for a protein of 184 amino acids. NCBI's taxonomy places the organism in Eukaryota, Metazoa, Chordata, Actinopteri, Syngnathiformes, Syngnathidae. Gene Ontology annotation, molecular function: clathrin light chain binding. The record is from RefSeq and is a predicted model, not a curated record. The transcript has 5 exons.
GUCCCCCCCCACCUCCACCAAAAAAGGAAUCACCGUCUGGGUGUUGCUGCACAGCAGAACAGAUGAGGAUUUGGGAUUAGGGGGUUGGGCCGUCUGCUGGUUGGAAGAAGAGCGCCUCCAGACAUCCAGUUGGUGCGUGCGGUGCAGCAGCGUCGCAUCUCUCCCGCCGCAGCAGUAGCAGCAGCAGCAGCAGUAGCAGCAGCAGCAUCACCUGGUCCUCAUCCCCAUCCGCAGCACCCUGGGAACAAGAGGAUCUGCAAGAUGGUAAAACUGGGGAGUAAUCUUCAGGACAAAGGGGCCAAAGCGGUGAGCGUGGAGGAUGGCUUCCAAAACGUGCCCCUCAUCACUCCUCUGGAUGUGGGCAGCCUGCAGAGCCAAGCCCCUGACAAGGUUGUGGUGAAAACUCGCACCGAGUACCAGACGGAGAAAAAGCGUCUGAAGGUUCCCAAAGUGGAGGAGUUCACCAUCACUGACGGUGUGUCUGAGAGACUCAAGGUCACCAUCCUGAUCAUCCUGGCCUUGGCAUUUCUGGCUUGCAUCGUGUUCCUGGUGGUUUACAAAGCCUUCACUUAUGACCACGCCUGCCCAGACGGAUUCCUCUAUAAGCACAAGCGCUGCAUCCCGGCCUCGCUGGAGGCCUACUACGCCGCGCAGGACGCCAACUCCAGGGGGCGCUUCUACACGGUGAUCAGCCACUACAGCAUGGCCAAGCAGACCACCUCGCACUCUGUCUCCCCUUGGCUGCCCGGUGGGCCCGCGGGGCAGCCACAUGACGCCAAGCCUCCGCACGGCGGCGGUGGCGGCGAUACCCACUGAACGCCAAGACACACGCACGCCAUGUCGACAUUAUCCGAGUGUAUCACGUGCCAGUAGGGCCUGUAGAGUGCAUGCAGACAUUUGGAUUUCUCCAUUUGCUCUUACUGAGGAGCGUUUUUCUCAUACACACACGCCAUCCUGGUAACUUAUUAUUUAUUGACUGUCAUUCUAUUUCUUUUUUACAGUAGCGUUAGGAUAUUUUGUAUGUGGCUUAGUCACCCAAGCUGCUGUCUACUAUCUCCUCUUGUACUGUAUACUAUUUGUACAGUAACCUCAGGCAUGACCCCCCCCCCUCAAAAUUUGGACAGUAUGUUCUCUGGUGUUGUUGUUUGACUUACUAUAAAAUCGAAAGACGCCUCUGGGGAGUUUUUAACCUUCUCAACAUGAUUAAUUUGUGCAUCUACACAUCCCCUUAUCUCAACCGGUCACUUUAUGGGCCCUCAAGUCUACAAAGAAAUGUUCUUUUGUUGUUGUUGAUUUUUUGGUUUGUAAUACAAUCAUUGCCAAUGUUUGUAGUCGUAUUAUUGUUAUUUUUUUACAUAUUGCUGUUGCUGCCAGUCGAUAGCCAUUUGCAGGUUGGAAAAUAGAGGCGGGACAUUUAUAACACGAUUUUACAACUACACACGUUCAUUCAUUUGGGAAGCUGUUUACCUGCUGCUGCUGUUUUGGUUCGCAACAGAGUAUCAAUAACAAAGUUCUCUGUGUUGUUUUUACUGGAUGUGAAAAUGAAGGUAAACUAAUAUGGGAAAAAGAAAAUCUUUUUUUUGGUGGAACGACAGUACACACACAGUGAGCAGUUCAUGAAAAAAACAACGCAGGUAGUGUUUAUUGCCGAAACGUGUUCAUUGGUUAGGUGUUUAUUUUCAGAUUUACUAUGACUGCAGCUUUUCAUUUUGCAUCAUCUGCUCUGUGGUGGAGUGCUUUCUAUAAGCUGUUGUGAUGUUGUUAGUCGGUAGCGUACUGUAGCCAUACCUGUAAUGAACCCGGGUGCAUCCCCGCCGCCCUCCUCCUCCCUUGGUUCAAAACGAUCCCAAUAAAACGAUGCAGUGACCCGUGA